This is a messenger RNA of Oryzias latipes (Japanese medaka), 3958 nucleotides long. RefSeq lists its product as uncharacterized. The record is from RefSeq and is a predicted model, not a curated record. Lineage: Eukaryota; Metazoa; Chordata; Actinopteri; Beloniformes; Adrianichthyidae.
CGUGGGCGGGGCUAAACGCGUUGGGCUCCGCCCACAGAACGUGAUUCCAUUUCUUCUUCUUCGCUGCAGUCAGAUUGUCCAUGUGCAGCGACACAACACGGAACUGCAAGAUGGAGAGACACGUUACAGUCUUAUUGGGCAAUGAAAAACCAACGCCGAAAACCCUAAACGGUUCUUCCCACUGUCCGUUCUGCCGCUACAAGGGCGCAGAGCAUGCUGUGAGACACCACAUGGAAAACCAUUCGUCCGUCAAACACAAAGGAUUCACAGUCAUCAAGUGUGGUUUAGGUUGCCGGACUGCGUCACACUUUCACUGUUGCCAUUGUCCGGCAACAUUGGUCAACAGGUCACAGUUUUUCAAACAUUUGGGAGCGCACCACGUAGGAAAUCCUCCAUGGCUGCUAGAGGUCAAACCAGAGCCCCCACCGCAGCUCCCACUGGCCCCACCACAACUCCCAGAGCCCUCAUCGCAGCCCCCACUGGCCCCACCACAGCUCCCAGAGCCUUCAUCGCAGCCCCCACUGGCCCCACCACAACUCCCAGAGCCCUCAUCGCAGCCCCCACUGGCCCCACCACAACUCCCAGAGCCCUCAUCGCAGCCCCCACUGGCCCCAUCACAGCUCCCGCUGGCCCCACCGCAGAUCCCACUGUCCCUAUCACAGCUCCCAGACCCCUCCUCGCAGUCCCCGCUGGCCCCAUCGCAGUCCCCGCUGGCCCCAUCGCAGCUCCCAGAGCCCCCAUCGCAGUCCCCACUGUCCCCACCUCAGCCCCCAUUGCAGCAACCAGCACAGCUUCUAUGGCAGCAAACCCCGGCCCCACCACAUCCCUCAGAGCGCCCCCAGCAGCAAAAAAACCCAAAGGAAAUGUGUCGGACGCAGACAAUUCUUUGUCAUCUCUGCGGUUUGAAUUUAAAAAAAAAAAACUUCAAAACACACUGCAAGAGGAAGCACAAGCAGUAUUUUGAGACAGUUUCCAUGGAAAGAUUUCUAUCCAGCCAGUGUGUGGAUGAAAAAAAUGGCGUGUUUGCUGUUCAGGAAUCCUUCUGUGGUUCAGCAAAGCCUGUGCAUGUUGUGAAGAAAUUCUGGGGGGCGAGUCCCGUCACUGUGUGUGAGGUGGACCAGUGCCGGCUCAACGGGGACUUUGCCCACACAAGUGGGAUGCCGCCCUACGAAUGCCACCACGUCAGAUCUCUACUGUACUGCCCACGAGCCGACAACCAGCAUGUCACUCUAUCUGAGGAGGCAUUGGAGACGAUGGUAGAGCAGAAAUGGUUUGGGGAAGAGCAGAAGGCCAGUCUGUUGCAAUGUAAAAGGAAGGCAGAUGCGGAGGAGGUGCCCCUUUCUGUGCAGCUGACUGUGGGCGGCCCACCAUCCAAAAUCCAUAUCUCUGUCUAUGAGCCAGAAAUCACAUGUGAUAGUCGUGUGGGCCGAUUGAUAGUUGCGUAUGACAGAAAACAGAACAGCUGGCAUUGUUCGUGCUCAAUAGUAACACAGUCCUGCAACCAUAAAGCCAUUGCGAAGUGGCACCUCUUUGUCACAAAUGGGGAGUUGUUUCAGAAAGCGUCGGUUACGGAAGCUGAGUCACCUGACCCGCCCCAGGACGCCGGAGAAGAUUCAAGCCCCCGCACAUUCAGUUGCCCUCCAUAUGACGAGUCCACUCUCAAAAUGCUGAACUACCUUUUGAAGUACAAAAAGCUUCCAGGAGAACUCCCCAAGGCUCUCAUUGAGCAGUCCAAAAAUGGGAGAACACAGGACAGCUUUCCGAAAUGCCUAAUCCCAGCAGAAACGACAUGUGUGGAGUGUGAGUACCCACUUGGUGGGCAACAAAUAAUAACCUCCGAAGCCAGGAUCCUGACCAGCACAGGUGUGGUUGAAGGCAUAUCAACAUACAGGAAGUCAUGCCUCAAGUGUGGCAUGAUAUAUCGAUACCAGGAGUGGGAGGACGGCGUCCACAAUUUUGACGACCAUCUCAUCUUGUCUCUGCACCUGUGCCUCGUGAUAAGAAAUGCUUUACAGACGCACACGGCCGUCAGUGAAGUCAUAGACGUCAUCCAGACCACAGACAGGCUGUCCUUUCCCAACACAGAGAGGAUACUUCAGGCAUAUCUUCACUUCGAGGCCCUCACUAAACACGACUACACGUUCGCGUGCGUAUCAUGUGGGUACAGUCCAGCUGUCGUUGUAAUGGAUCUUCACAAAAAAGGUGUCUUGGGUGUUCCAGUGAGUGAAAUCCAAAUCCAAACCCCAGAUGAGUAUGACUUCUGGAAUGCUGUGGCCAGAGAGAUGCUAAGUCGUGGUUUUAACCCAGUUGGUAGGAAGAACCCUUUCGUUGGGCCCCCAAGCCAUCAUCACUGGUCAGCAUGGACCGGCCCACACACCGGACAGUCAAAUUCAGUCUUGAACAAUAAAUAAGAAAAAAUAAAAUGGGGCCAAAAGAAGAGAAAGAGGAACUUUUGAACUUAACGGUGCAGGAAGUGAGGGCGUGUUGUAAAAGAUGGCUGAGCUGUAGUCACUUGUCCAUGUGGAGUUGUGUUUCAAAAUAAAGUUCAACCUUAGAGCGGAGAGUCCACGGGAUUUUGUCGACGUAUUGCUGUCGUGGAAGCCCUUCCCUAAUGUUGCGGUGUAUGACUGUGCACGGGGACUGGUAUUGCGUGCUAACCGCAGGCAGCAGCCAGGAGUCCUUGGACCUUUUCUUGGAUUCAACACCACAGAUCAUCCAGCAGGUCUCAGAGGCCCAGGUCGUUGUAAACACGCCGUGGCCGAGAAGUUCCAAGAUGCCAGCUGACGAAGCAAGUCGCCCACUCGCUGGAUCCUCUCAGCAUCCGGCCUGAAAUGACGUGAUCCAUCAACAGCAACGACGGAACAGGCGUUCCAAGAAUCGUGUUAACGGCCAGCGUGAGGAGUUGCUGUUCUCCGGAACGGGGAUACGUGCCUUCAGACGAGACUGCAGGAAAGCAGAGAGGAUAUUGAAGGACAGACUCCCCAAUAUCCCACAAUCCUCUUAGGGAUAAACUCUACAUCUAUAAGAAGCUGUCGCCAAAGCUAGAACAUUUUAUGCUGAAAUGAUCACUUCUGCCUAGGGCGGUCAUUGAAUCAGUUUUAAUACUUUGGGAUCUUUGUUGGACUGUGGGACAUUGAAGCUCGACAGAGUCUAAAGCAGCAGAGAUGCUCACCAUUUGGUUAUGGGAGAGAAGAUACAAACUCCACUCUGCUGCUCAUCCCACAAAUAUGGUUUGAGCAAAUGUAGCUACACUUGAAAGUAAUGAGGAGUCUCCCAUAGCAGGGGUCUGCAACCCCAGACUCCAUUGUGGUUCUCUGUCUUUAAAGGAAAAUGUUCUUAGUUUGAACUAAUGAGGAGUUUGUAGGUUGGGUUUGCUGUUAAGUUUUUCCUUUAUGUUUAGAUUUUAACAUGUCAGAUCUCAGUAAAAAACUGGACAAAAUGCCUCUUAGGGUUAAAGGUCAGACCCCUUUCCUAGUAUAGGACUCAUCUCCCAAAGACAUUUUCUCACCUCCUUUUUUUAACCAAAUGUUUCAAUUGAGAAAGGAAAAAAAAAACACUUAAAAUGUACGUAAUAAAAUCUUCAAAUGUAAGUGAUUAAACAAGUGUCCAUUACUUUUUUAUACUAUACCAAAACAAACGUAUACCUUUGGGUUUAGGGGAAAAUUUCCUUUAAUUUUACAAGAAUGAUUGUAUGAUGGUGGUUAUGCUGUGGGCUGUUGGUGACAGCUGUAAUGGUAGGAAAUGUUGAAUGUUAUUCUGUGAUAUGCAGAUGUAGCAUUCCAUUGUUUGUCCACAUCAAAAGGUUCACCGAAGCUUUGUCCAAAUUCCCUCCCUAUUCCAGAACUACUGAAAGUGCAGGACUAACUGGAUUUUAAAAGGAGUGAGUUGUGAAGGAAUUUGGACAUAGCUAAUGAGAAAAAUGACAACCAAGGAAUAAAAUGACCUUUGACCACUUCAA